Messenger RNA from Stylonychia lemnae, 2643 nucleotides. The record is from the annotation of a GenBank genome assembly. Lineage: Eukaryota; Ciliophora; Spirotrichea; Sporadotrichida; Oxytrichidae.
AUGGGUAAAUGUAUGUCUAAAAAAGCAAAUAAUGAUCUUAUAAACCAAGAUUCCAUAAAUCAUCCUAUUCCAAGACUUUCUCCUAAUUAACUUGAUUAGAACAGUUCUAAGAGCAAAACCCUAAAUACUUAAGGAAUUCGAAAUCAAACAUAGGAGCGUUCAUUAGGAAAGAAAGAUGUUGACUUCGACAAUAUUGGAGUAGGAAUAAAUAUUACUUAGAAUAAUCAACAUAUGCACAGCAAUAAUUAGAACAAUAUACAGGUAGUGACAAAUAAUAUGAAGGAUUUGUUAACUCCAUUGUCAAUAGUAUCUCUGAAUACACAAGAACAUAAGGAAAAUGCGAUUGAACUAUUUUAAAAGAACAAGGAAGUUAAUCCUGGGCCCAGUAAUGGUUUGAGUCAAAAUAAUUUUGGGUAGCCUAUCAAUAAUAUGAACAUCAAUAAUCAUAUCAAUAAUGCUGUUAUUGAAUAUGGCGAUGAAAUCAACUUAGAAUUCAAAUCAAGCUGCAGUGAUGAUGACUUAUCAAACAAGGUAGCACUUGAUAAUAAAGAUGCAAUUUAUAAAACUUCUGGUACUGGAAGCAAGCCACGUUAUCCGCAAGGAUCUCAAAAUGGUCCACUAAACAAGUUGCAGGGAGUAAAUUCUCAUAAUAUUUAAAUCAUCUAGCAGCAAAACCAUAUGAUCAAUCAGCCUAGAAAACCUUCGAAUAUUAUCAAAGGUAAGGAGCUUACUACAAAUCCACAGUUCAGAGUUGGAGCUUAAUAUAGCAGUGGGAAUAUGUCCCAGCAACAACAAUAGUACUUUUAAAUGCCAAAUCAAACACAUCAUAAGACAUUUGGUACUUAGAGUAUUGUGCAAACGUAAAAUUAGCAGACCCUGGUGCAUCAUAACCCCUUUUAGCAUUAAGAAAGCUUAUAUGUUGCAAAUAGCGCAAUAUUCUAAAAUUCUGAGGUUCUCAGAAAUACUCUUUAAAAAGAGUUACAAAGAAAUCAGCAUUAAAUGAAUCUAAUUGGAGGGUCUAGCAACAGUGUUUCAAUGGGUAAAAUAGUAAGUGGUACUUACUAGCCCCAUCCAACUGGUGGAAAUAGUGGUGGAGAAUUUUAAAGCAAUUAAGUAAGUUUGGAAUCACUAGAGUGCUAUCAAACAGCAAUUAUAAUCUAUGAAAAACUAUUGAUGUAUGGCCACAUUUAGUUCGCACUUGGAGAUUAUAUACUCUCAAAACUAAUGAUAUUCAUUGAUUAGUAUAUUACGACAGGUAGUAUUAUGAAUGCGACUUCAGAUUUUACAAGUCCUUUAAGCAAGCUUCAUGAUGAUAGGAUUCAAGAAGAAGAUUGCAAUGAAGAACUUUAUAGAGAAAUAUUAGUGAGUAGUCAAAACAGAUAUUCGCAUCCUGAUUACAAUGGUGAAAAGUUAGAUACAAGCUAAAAUCAACAGUUUCAUUAGCACUAUGGACUAAGAAACUGCCUUGAAUUUUUACAACGAACAGACAGCCAAGAGCUAAAUAUUUACUAGUACAUUGUAGCCAUUAUAUUUCUCAUACUAAAAAAGAAGCCUAAAAAGGUGAGAAUGAACCUGAAACAAGUAACUGAGAUAAUUGACAAAUCAACUAGAUUCAAUAAAGUGCAAAAGAAUCAUUUUUAGCAAAUUCUACAAAUUUUCCAAGUUUUGGCUUAAAAUCUUGAGCAGUAUAUUCAACAAGACACGAUGCUAAGUUCUAGAAACCCUACUGGGGAAACGGGUGGUAGUAAUAUCAAGAAGUCUUUUAAUCCAGCAAUAUAACUCAGGACAUAAGAUCUAGGCUAUUAACAGUUAUACAACAUGUUGUUGAAAAGUCUAUAAGGAAAAUUAAUUGAUUAAGACAUUAAGUACUUACAAUCUUAAACCUACUUUUUUAUUGGGAUAACAUUGAGGGCUUUGCAUCAGCCUGAUGAAGCUAUUAAAUCUUAUCAAAAGGCACUUGAAAUCAAUUCACUUUACUCUGAUUGCUAUUUCAAUCUUGGGAAUAUAUAUUUUGAGGAUAAAAAUGACCUAACCAAAGCAGAAAUCUGUCAUAAGAGUGCUCUAGAAAGUCUUGAGGAAAAUAAGAAGAUAGAAAUGUAUAAAAGGCUUGAAGAGGAGCAAAAUUCUCCCAAUGUUUAAGUUACUGAUCCAAGUUAGCAUUAACAACCAAAAUCUAUCAUCACUUUUGGCAGAGUUUGCAAUAUGAUAGGAGAGAUCAAUAAAAAGAAAAAUGACUAUGAAGCAGCAAUCAAAUUUUAUCUAAGAGGUAUUUCGUAAGAGCCAAGCUAUUUGGAUAAUUAUGUUGAUUUGGCUGAUAUCAGUGAAUUACUCAAUGAGACUGAGAUAAGUAGACUAUUUUUCAUAUUUGCCAAAGUCAUCUCUUAGAUUAAUGAAGGGGCCUUAAUUACAGAGCAAGGCAUGGAAGAUCAAAUUUUAGAAUAGGAUGAUUGGAAUUCCUUGACUGAGUCUAGAUUGAUCGAAAAGUAUAUUAAUGAGGUUGAAAAGAUGAGUUAGCAAGUAAAGUCUGAUUAUCAGGAAGUAAACUUAUCGCCUCUUUAGUAACAAAUUAUCGUUGAUGAUGAGAUAAACAAAGUCGCUCACAGAAUCUUAUCAAAAUUUUUCAAUAACAUCAAGGUUUUAUGA